UUAUUAUGCAAUAUAACGAAGCAUUUUCUCUUUCUCUCUUUUAAAGUAGAAACAGAGAGGAAAAUGCAGCGUUAAAAGUGGCAGCUAUGCGGCAGCUCCUAAGAGAACUAUGGCAACGUCAGGUGACUGCCCCGGAAGCGAACCUCAGGAGGGAGAAGCCGCCGUGCAGCACUGUGAGGAGGCCGUGCACCCCGAGGAGUUCGUGGCCAUCGCAGACUAUUCUGCCACCGACGAGACACAGCUCAGUUUUCUGAGAGGAGAGAAGAUUCUCGUCCUGAGACAGACAACUGCCGACUGGUGGUGGGGCGAGCGUGCCGGCUGCUGCGGGUACAUCCCCGCGAACCACCUGGGCAAGCACCUGGAGGACUGCGACCCCGAGGACACAUGGCAGGACGAGGAGUAUUUCGGCAGCUACGGGACCCUGAAGCUCCACCUGGAGAUGCUGACGGACCAGCCACGGACAACUAAGUACCACCACGUGAUCCUGCAGAACAGAGAGUCCCUCCGGGGCAAGGUGAUCCUGGACGUGGGCUGCGGGACCGGCAUCAUCAGCCUCUUCUGUGCGCAUCACGCGCAGCCCAAAGCGGUGUAUGCAGUGGAGGCCAGCGAGAUGGCGCAGCACACGGGCCAGCUGGUCGUGCAGAAUGGUUUCGCCGACAUCAUCACCGUGUUCCAGCAGAAGGUGGAGGACGUGGUGCUGCCGGAGAAGGUGGACGUGCUGGUGUCGGAGUGGAUGGGGACCUGCCUGCUGGACGAGGUCUUUGUAAGAACAAAGCCCAUAAGGACACUGUAAACUAUGACCUACCUACGCAUUGCUAGAAGGUAAGUGAAGCUGUAAAGAAUUGCAGCUUAUAUGACAAAGGCUGAUGUCCUUAGUUCAGAAAGGCCCCAACAAGAAAGCACACGACGAACAACGCAAGAAGGUGGGCCGGGGGCCUGAGAAUGCAGAAGGCCAGACUGUGAACAGUGUUCAGUGUCACUGAUGAUCCAAGAAGUAGCUUCAGUAUUUCUGAGCCGUGACACUGGCUGAGAGACCACCUGCCAUCCGGUGACACCCGUGUGGAGGUUCUGGGGAGACUUCCCCACUCCCCUACUUUGGCAGCAUGUGCUGGUGUAGCUUUUUGAAGGCAAAUAGAGUAGAAGGUAUCAAGAAGCACUGAAAAUUAUUAAGUGAAGUUAUCUAAGGAGAUAAUCAGAUUGGUACACAAAUUCAUGCUAAAAAACGUUCAUGGCAACACCAUUUAAAAUGGAAGGAAAUUGGAAAAAGUAGGAAUAACUGGCAGUUCCUAAAGAAUAAUUUGUUGCCAUUAAAAAUUAUGUUUUAGACACAUUCUUAAUAAACUUAGAGAAAACUUGGUGACUGUUGGGUUAAAAGAAUAAGCACAAAAAGUAUCGCGGUCUUACUGCGAUUUUGUUUUUAAAAUUACGUUUGGUGGUGACCAGCCUCAGUUCCCGGUGACAGAGAGGAAGCACACUCCGCCACCCCCCCACUGACCACACGGCAGGCGCGGGGCGAAGCACCGGCCUGGCCCUGAGUUCACCACGCUCCCUUCUCUGGUUCCUUCUCCACAUACACAACUUCAGCGACUUAGAGGAAAAGGGCUGCCGACCUUAGAAAGGAAAGUCAGUUAUUUUACCAGCGGUUACAGGUUUAUUUAAUAACGGCAAAUAAUUGAAACUCUGGACCAGCAAGACCAGCAAGCGAUAGCAAAGCCACAGGCAAGUCCAACAAACAGGGGAGAGGAACAUUGUUUUAAGAAGAAAAAGGAGGAAGUUAGAGGGGUUGAUGUACUGUACAAUAAUUUUAAAAUUAAAAUUAAAAGUUACAUA
Messenger RNA from Pteropus alecto (black flying fox), 1830 nucleotides. It is a transcript of the gene PRMT2, whose product is annotated as protein arginine methyltransferase 2. The transcript has 6 exons. The record is from RefSeq and is a predicted model, not a curated record. Gene Ontology annotation, cellular component: nucleus. Gene Ontology annotation, molecular function: protein-arginine N-methyltransferase activity; protein binding. Gene Ontology annotation, biological process: peptidyl-arginine methylation. The coding region runs from base 110 to 793 and encodes 227 amino acids. NCBI's taxonomy places the organism in Eukaryota, Metazoa, Chordata, Mammalia, Chiroptera, Pteropodidae.